CUAAUGUUCAAAUCACAACUAAUCUUGGUGUUUUUCCAACAGAUGGUAUAUAAGCAAGAAGGUGCAUCAUAUCCUUACGUAACACGAGCAAAACUAAACAAGGAUUUUGAUGUUGGAAUGCGGCCACUAGGUGUGGAAUUCCAUCGACAAGCAACUGACAGGUACAAUGCGUCUGGACUUCCUGAUGAGGUGGAAGUAGAUUGUGAAAAUAAUGCUGAAGAUGGUAGUUUACUAAAUGCUAAAAAGGAAGAAAAACUGCAAUGCCCUGCUUGUUUUAAAGAAUUCCCUUUAAAGGAGCAUCAUCUAUUAGUUGAGCACAUGGAUACAUGUUCAUAGAUUUACAGUUGUGUUCUGGUUCUUUAGUUUACAUUUAAUAUAAAUAUGUUUGUACAUAAUGUGUAAUAUAGAUGCUCUCACGGUGGAAUAAAUCGGAGAGAACUCAUGA
Molecule: messenger RNA, 445 nt
Organism: Anneissia japonica
Lineage: Eukaryota; Metazoa; Echinodermata; Crinoidea; Comatulida; Comatulidae
Exons: 2
Coding region: 4-336 (110 amino acids)
Source: RefSeq, a predicted model, not a curated record